Messenger RNA from Tauraco erythrolophus (red-crested turaco), 1465 nucleotides. The record is from RefSeq and is a predicted model, not a curated record. Lineage: Eukaryota; Metazoa; Chordata; Aves; Musophagiformes; Musophagidae.
GAAAAUCCUGUGCCUUUUGAUACCUAUUUCAGAUACUUCUGAGAAUUCAUCAGCGCUCUAUGUUGUAAAUGUUGAAAGAAAUGGAAAAAUUAUUUAUACCUGGAAGGGAAAUCAGAGAAAUACUCACAUUGGAUUGUAUGAUCUUCAAACUAAACAAAAUGAGCACCUCUAUAUGUUUGAGAGGGAUCUACGGAUAAUCAGUUGUUCGGUCAACAAUGAAAGGACGUUAUUGGCGGUCAGCUUCUGUCAGUAUACAGAGGAAGAAAGAGUAAGUCGGCUGUUACAGUCAGUAUCCAGGUAUUUAACCUUGCUAAUUGAAAUUCAUCCCAUUAAUAACGUGAGAGUCCUGAAGGCUGUGGAUAGCUGUGUUCGAGUACAGUUUCUUUAUCCAGUUGAAGGCAGAAAUACUUCUACAGAAAGUCGCCUCUUGCUAGUUUCGGAAGAUAAAUAUAUUGAACAAUUUGACAUUCGUGUUGCAGAAGAAGAACACAAAGUGGUGAUUCAAAACUCAGGUCAGCUUCCAAGAGCCAGAGUUGUAGACGAUCUCAUUUGGGCACAAUGGGAUAUGAUGGAACAAAGGCUCUUCUACAUUGUUCCAAAGGAAUCAAGGAGUACUUUAAAAUGUGUCCAGUUUUAUCCUGAUGAAAACUUCAACUCAAUACUGGAAUCACACCUGGAUAUUUCUGUAAAUGACACACAAUUAAAACUUGUGAAUUUUGGAUACGAUUACUGUGAAGAUCAAGAUGUUGGAUCUAAAUCUUUGAAUCUUCAGGUUUUUACAAGUAAAGCAGGAGGCUUGUGUGUGUGUUGUAGUCUAGCCUCUGAUAUUCCUGAUGAAAUAACAUACUCCAUAUAUUUUUUACAUAAAGGUUACAACAAAACUUUUACAGUUUCUCUAGAAAGAAAAGAAUCUCAUCAAUUGAAGGAAGUGGCUUUUAUGAAUCUUGACUAUUAUGUGGCUGCUUAUUUGCCUGGCCAGUUCCUGCACCUCCUGAAUAUUCAGCAUCCUGACCUGCUGUGCUAUAGUUUGUUUCUGACAGGUGAGGAUGCAAGAAUUGACAUGUUGCAAAACUGCUCCAUCCAAUCCCCACUCUUGUCAACAGUCUUGGAUUGCUGCCUAGGAAGUAUGUAUGCUGUCAGCAUCAGUGACAGCGCCUUACUACAGUUCCUACAGAACAGCAAACGAGACAGCGAGAGAUUGGCAGCUCUACAUUGUGCUCUGCUGUACUUCCGACACACAGAAGACUUGGAAAUGCAGAUUAUUUGGUGGAUUUCUGAGAACCUGUCGACAUGUCAUUCUUUUGACCCCAUUCAAGAAUUUAUCGUCGCCUCCCUGUACUGCAGAAUGUGUCCAGAAACUCACAACCUGGAUAAACUUUUGCCCUACACAUCACUGCUUGACUGGACUGGGAUGAUCCCUGGAGUGACAUGUGCAACAGACAUUAUUUCUCUACCUGUGUUAGAG